This is a messenger RNA of Phanerochaete carnosa HHB-10118-sp, 2317 nucleotides long. RefSeq lists its product as uncharacterized. Lineage: Eukaryota; Fungi; Basidiomycota; Agaricomycetes; Polyporales; Phanerochaetaceae. The transcript has 5 exons. The record is from RefSeq and is a predicted model, not a curated record. Bases 1 to 2256 code for a protein of 751 amino acids.
AUGAGAGGUAGUCUAGAGCUCACAUUGGGUCGCGGCCCAUGGUGGGUCUACAAGGCCAACGAAGAUAUGGCCAACUUCUACCUUGAAAUUCCGGGCUUCCUUUGGUGGGUGUUCAGGGCUGAACUAGUGGAUGAAUUUGAACGGGUGGUCAUCAAGAGCAAGAACCUCAAUGACCCCAGAUUGACCUUAGCGAAGGCUAAAAUUAAGAAGGGAGAAGAAAUGGCAACUUGUGGUACUGUUGCUGGCACUGUCAACACAAUGUUUUGCAAGCUAGAGUUGCCCUUCUUCCUGGCCGUCACUUGUGCCACCUCUGAGAGCAACCGUGAGCCCAACCUAAUUCUAUAUCACACGCGAAUACCAGGCAAGCCCGACCCGACUGCUCCCUACUAUCUCGAGCAGAAGAAGAGAGACAGAAAUAGCAAACAUUAUGGUCGCACAAUAUGGGCUUCUGCGGUUGCAAUAGUCAAAGUUAAUACCGAUUCUAAGUUGGCCCCAUUUAACUUCGACGACAAGCCUUUUGCAGUGACCACAGGGAACUUCGAACUGCACAGCCUGAGUUGGGAACCAGAUAGCCGAGAUUCUUGUGUGCAGAUGAUCAGUUAUGUGACGGAAAUUCAUGUCUGUCAGCAUCACUGCUUCCUCUUCACCACCUUCAUCCAGGAGCAAUUUGUUUGCUUCAUGAGAUGGGACUGCUCAGGUGCAAUCAUUUUGGAGUUACAUGAUUGGAUGAAGAACUUGGGGGCUCUCCUUGAGCCCUUCUGGUGUCUUGCCCAGAGCACUGAUGAGCAGCUUGGGUAUAAUUCUACUGCCACUCUUGUGAGCACAGGAAGCACAAGCAACUUCACACCGAUCUCAAUGCUGACUUUGAAGAGGAAGCUCACAGAGCUCAAGAUGAGACAUCACUCCAACAAAUGGCUCACAAAAUAUAUUGAUGAUGCAGCUCAGGAUGAUAGGAAGUACCCCUGGGUCAGGGUUAGUGCUUCUGCCUCCUCCAAUAUGACACAGAUUAACGCUUCUCUCCUUUGUCAGAUUAUGUGUCAGGACAUCAAUAAUCCUACCCAUCUCCAUGCAUACUACAUAGCACGGCAUUGUGCUGGUUCUCGGCACUCUGCCUGUGGCUGUGGAACGAAGAACUACAUUGGACUCGGAUUUGACUUCGAGUCAGACAAGAUGCAGGUCGUGUUCAUCAAAGAUUUCUGGUACUCAGAAGGUAUGCGCCCGGAGCUGGAGAAUUAUGCACUGCUCCGUGAGCAUAGGGUGUCAAACAUCCCCUCAAUGCUUGCUGGUGGCAACGUAAGAGGCAUGGAAGGUGAAACAUCACAGAUGGCUGGCAAUCAAGAAUUUUUCUCAAACAACUUGACACGGCCCUCCAAGCAUAUCCACUGCUGCAUCAUCAUGAAGGAGAUUGGUUGCCAUUUGGAGACAUACAUGGAUCAGGUGGAACUUCUACGGUGCACUCAUGAUACCUUUGAGGCACACAAGCUUGCAUAUGAGAGGGCAAAGCUUCUACACCAUGACACCAGUGCAGAGAACAUUGUUAUCAAUGUUGUGACUGGCAAAGGAUUACUGAUCGACUGGGGUUAUGCCAAGGUUGUCAAUGGUUCAACAGACUCGACCACCUUGGAUCGCUCAGGAACAUGGAUCUAUAUGUCAGGGCCACUGCUCAUGUGCCCCCUGAAGCCAAACCAUUUAUUCGAUGACCUGGAGUCAUUUGUGCAUGUCUUAGAGGUCUUUGGCAUGCGCUUCCACCUGCAUUCUGCCUCCAGCACAUCAGUAUUUAGGUCAGAAGACGGUGAAGAGUGUAAAAUCUUUGAUGCAGCAGCAAAUUCGGAGAACUCUGACUUCACUUAUACUGUCCAAAGCCACUACUACUUGGUGCGGAAACAGGAUGGUUAUUUUGUGGGUGGACCCCUUCCAACUUUGAUCUCAGACUGGUAUUGGAUGCUUUCGCAGCACUACAGGACUCUCGACGAAUGCAGUUGGAAGGCUGUUUGGGGUGGAUGGAAAAUUGAAUUGCCAGUGUCUCAGGACAAGCAGAACUCUGUGAACAGCUGCAUGCUUUUCCAGUUGACACAUGAAGAUCUGGACAGCCCAUGGAGAGCUGUGCUUUCUAAUAAGGCAUUGCUCAACUCUGCGAAGCCAAAGACAGGGGACCAGUUUGAACACCUGCCUUCGGUGGAUGGCUUCGUCUUUGUGGUGGCUGCUACCGGGAGCAAGACAAAUGACGAGUACUCUAGUGUUCCAGACGCAAUUUAAACACGACUCUCACAUGUAGCACUUGGUCUGCAGAGCAUAUGUUUGUUGACACCACAUCGCG